AUGGCAUGGUACGAAACCUAUAAAAUUGGUUGUGGAAUGAAAACGGAUUGUAUAGAUUCAACUUCGGAAUUAAAACACAUGUUAUUUGUCGUGUGUCAUUAUGAUCCACGAGGAAAUACACUCACAAAACCAAUAUAUGAAGUGGGAAAGCCAUGCUUGAAAUGUAGCCGAUAUCCGAAAUCAACAUGUGCCCAAAAUCUUUGUGCUGGUGGCGGACCAGCAGUUUAUUGCAAGGACUAUUAUAGCAAUUGCGAUAAAGAAUACUGUACCGAUAAAUAUGGUACGCAACACUUAGCGCAAAUGAAAGAACGUUGUAAUAAAACAUGUGGAUAUUGUACUGAUUAG
Dracunculus medinensis (Guinea worm) is the source of this 345-nucleotide messenger RNA. The record is from the annotation of a GenBank genome assembly. NCBI's taxonomy places the organism in Eukaryota, Metazoa, Nematoda, Chromadorea, Rhabditida, Dracunculidae.